AAUCGAAAACAACAUCCUGUCAUGCACAUCUCAAAGAACUUGAAUAAUUUCCAACAAACAUGUCAUGCAUUUCAUCAUAUUGGGCAAUAGAUUUCGCAAACAGCAAAAGCAAUUAUUCACUGGACACAUUGCAUCCCAGAAACUUUCGUAAUGGCCCUUACUAUUUCACCCUAAUAUUUUUUCGAUGCAGUUUGACAAGGAUGCCUCAUUUUUCAUAAUAAAGUUCAUAUUUGAACGGGUCAUGCGGACUGUGAAUGGCAGAGUUCCAACCGUCCAGACCCACCAAAUUGGGCAAACAACUUUCCAAUCAAUCCUUAGACUCAGUUAUUCUGGGGUGACAAUUCUUGGUGAACCUGCAGAAACACAAUAUGCCGCCAGGGUCAAUGUGAUGGUGAAAACACUCACACAUAUUGAAGCAGCUGCGAACUUAACUAUACGAGAUUUGACAUAUGACAUGCUUGCACACAUGGAGAACAAGAUAGCGAGUGUAGAGCAAGAGGUUGAAGUAGUAAAAGCAACUGGGAUGAAGAUAAUGGAUGCAACCAAUGUUUCAUUUUCUGGAUUGGGCUCACUCAUGCAAUCUUUGGGUAUCACCGAAGCAGUUCUCAGUUCAGCAGAGGGUCCAGGGCCAUUAAUUGGAGAUCUAGUCAGGACACUUGAUGGUGACAAGGUGAACGUUGACAGUGCAUAUGCCGACCUUCUGGCUUUCCAGAUCAAAGCUUACCAGGAAAACUGAACCAGCUGGAAGAGAUCAGAAGAUCAGACGGAGAGAAAAAUUGGAAAGACUCUUCGUCGUCAGCAAUAUAUCUAAUUAUGAACUUAAGAACUAUCACUGUAGUGUUACCCCCCCCCCC
Molecule: messenger RNA, 854 nt
Organism: Panicum virgatum (switchgrass)
Lineage: Eukaryota; Viridiplantae; Streptophyta; Magnoliopsida; Poales; Poaceae
Exons: 2
Coding region: 185-736 (183 amino acids)
Source: RefSeq, a predicted model, not a curated record